Molecule: messenger RNA, 726 nt
Organism: Lottia gigantea (owl limpet)
Lineage: Eukaryota; Metazoa; Mollusca; Gastropoda; Lottiidae
Exons: 1
Coding region: 1-726 (241 amino acids)
Source: RefSeq, a predicted model, not a curated record
AUGAAACCAGAAACUUUAGUUAUGAAAAUAAUAGAAGCUAUUGAAACAGCUUCACCAACUGUAAUAACUUUCAAUGGUAAAAAAAUCAGCAUAACUAAAAAACUUAUUGAUAAAUACAAAUAUUGUAAAGUCAGAGACGAUAUAGACUUAGAAAGAAUUGACGCCAACGCAAAGACAGGUGGAUUUUUACCUCUCCUUCCUUUAAUAUUUGCUGGUAUUACCGCGGCGGGUGUAGCAACUGGUGGGAUAUCUGCUGCAGUAAGUUCUGCCAACGAAAAGAAAGCUGCUGCUGCAAAAGCCGCUGCUACAAAAGCUGCCAACGAAAAGAAAGCAGCCGAAGAACGUAGACACAAUUUAAAAAUGGAAAAGUUGGCAGAGGGUAAAAAAGGUUCAGGAGUGGGAGAAAUGAUAGGCAAAAUAAAAGAAUUUGGAAAAAUAUUUGGGGAAGAAACCAAGAAAACCAUGAAAAAUGUUAAUGAUCUAGACUUGUCUAAUAUUGAUAGCAAACGAAAGAACUUAAUAUUGUUUGACGAUUGUGUAGCGCAAAGAAAUCAAGUUGUUCAACAAGAAUUCUUCACGAAGGGAAGACAUCACAACUGUCACUGCAUAUACCAAUCCCAAUCUUUUUACGGGAUGGAUUCUAUGUUUAUUAGAAAAAAUGCAAAUUGUUUUUUAUUAUUUGAAUUCAACGAUAAAGAUUUAUCUCAAAUCAUUAUCAAUCGAUAA